CGCGCCGCCCGCCGUCGUGCCGACAUCGCCGCGGGAGCUUGCAUUCCGCGCGAACUCGUCCGUGAUAUGUCUCACACGCGCCGUUCACAGCUCACGGGGACUACACGUGGCAUUGCGAUAUAUUUCUGAGAUGAACGCUACUCGUCCGCUCGACCCGUUCAACGAGAGUCAGUGGUUGCACCACAUCGCGACGGUGGAACAGGUGGGCGCGUUCCGCAUGGGUCACCUGCUGCUGAUGACGGCGAUCUUCGUCGCGGGAAUGAUCGGCAACGUGCUCACGUGCCUGGUGAUCUACUGCGACCGCAGCAUGCACAACGUCACCAACUAUUACCUGUUCAACCUUGCAGUGUCGGACCUGGUGGUUUUAAUAAUUAUGUUCAUAGAACUUAUAUACAAAGUUAGGCAGUUGUCGGAUCAGCAAGACGAGUGGGGCGACUUGGAUUGCAAAGUGCAGUUCUUCAUGGUGGGCGCCCUGUGGAACAACGGCGUGCUGAUCAUGACGGCGCUGGCGGUGGAGCGGUACGUGGCCGUGCGGCACCCGCUGGCGGCGAAGAGGCGGCGCGUGCGGCGGCGCGUGGCGCGCGUGAUGGCGGCCGUGUGGACCGCCGCCGUGCUGGAGACGCUGCCCGACGUGUUCGUCAUCAGGCUGGUGGAGACGCGGGUCGGGCCGGUGUGCUUCGUGGCGCUGACGUGGUACACGCGCGUCAUCAACGCGGCCACCGCCGUCGUCACGUUCCUGCUGCCGCUCACCGUCAUGCUAUACAUGUACAUCGCCAUCGCCAUCACCGUCAAUGCCGGCCAAAACCAAAAUCACGGAGAUAAUAUAUUUAACCAUCGGAAUCACAGGAAGAAAGUCAAUAAUCUUAUCAUGGCGCUGACGCUGUCGUUCCUGGUGUGCUGGCUGCCGCACUUCGGCCUGCGCGUGCUGGUCGCGUUCGGAACCCCGCGCGUGCUGCUCAUCCUCCCUCAGUACCUGGUGCUGUGGUACGAAGCGGUGGGGGUGAGCGCGUGGUUCAGCUCGGUGCUCAACCCGCUACUCUUCAGCCUUAUGUCCACCAAGUUUAGGAAAGCACUAAAGAAUCUAUGGUACACCAAACUUUUGAGGCGAAAUUUGGGAAGUAUUUACGAACCUUCGACCAUAAAUUGCAGAGUUGGAUCACAUUCAUAGGACUCAAUCUUAAAAUCUUUCUGUUGCAACGCACCUCUCACCGAACUAUUAUUUAUUACUUGUAGGCAAUUAAUUGUGGCGACAUCUAUUUUCUACUAUUGUAUUGGCAGGGAAGCGCUGUACUUAUAUAAUUAAAGGAUUAACCUGUGGUUUCUUUAUCUAAUGAAAAUAGUCCUUAGAACCAUAUUAUAAUAACAUUAUAAUCUCAGAAACUAUGUAGGUAAUAUAGGUACACGCCUUAUCAUACAACACGACGAGAAUACAUACAUACAUAUAGGGUUGCCAGGUCGCCAAACCUAAUAGCCGGACAGACCAGCCAGUUUGGCCGGAUAUUUGGCUAAAAAAGCCGGACACCCUAUAUUAUCGGUAGUCGGCUCUCGUCGCCUGCGCUCGGCCACGGCUCUCGCUUGUUUGCGGAAUGUGAAAAGCUUAACAAAAGACGGACACCGUUUAUUUAGGCCGGACAUGCGUUCAAAAAGCCUAAAUAUGUCCGGCUUAAUCCGGACGCCUGGCAACGCUACAUACAUACAUACAUAUGGUCACGUCUAUAUCCUUUGUGGGGUAGACAGAGCCAACAGUCUUGAAACGACUGAUAGGUCACGUUCAGCUAUUUGGCUUAAUGAUAGAAUUGAGAUUUUAAUAGUGACAUGUUGCUAGCCCAUCGCCUAUAAAAAGAAUAAAAAACGCAAAUGAAAAAC
Amyelois transitella is the source of this 1866-nucleotide messenger RNA. Its product is annotated as neuromedin-U receptor 2. The transcript has 4 exons. Gene Ontology annotation, cellular component: membrane. Gene Ontology annotation, molecular function: G protein-coupled receptor activity. Lineage: Eukaryota; Metazoa; Arthropoda; Insecta; Lepidoptera; Pyralidae. The coding region runs from base 131 to 1168 and encodes 345 amino acids. Gene Ontology annotation, biological process: G protein-coupled receptor signaling pathway. The record is from RefSeq and is a predicted model, not a curated record.